ACCACGCCUCCAUCUAGAUCCAGGGAUCCUUCCGCCGCAACCCCGCCUCUCUUCCUCCUCUCGCCGUCGUCCGCACACCCCCCCCCCCGGGGCCGGCGCGCUGCGGAGACCCCUCCGUGCUCGGACUGAUUUCUUCCUUUGCUGGAAGCUCCAUUUAUCAGCCAUGUUUGGACGCAUGCCAAGGAAGAGCAACAACACCAAGUAUUAUGAAGUUCUUGGUGUAUCUAACACCGCAAGCCAGGACGAGCUGAAGAAAGCAUACCGGAAAGCUGCCAUCAAAAACCAUCCUGAUAAGGGCGGAGACCCUGAGAAGUUUAAAGAAUUGUCUCAAGCUUAUGAGGUUCUUAGCGACCCAGAAAAGAGGGAGGUCUAUGACCAGUAUGGAGAAGAUGCACUGAAAGAAGGAAUGGGAGGAGGCAGCAGCAGCGAUUUCCAUAGCCCGUUUGAUAUAUUUGAGCAACUUUUUCCGGGUGCUGGUACCUUUGGGGGAGGUAGCUCAAGAGGACGCAGACAAAAGCGUGGUGAUGAUGUGGUGCACACUAUGAAGGUUUCUCUAGAAGAUCUGUAUAAUGGGGCAACGAAAAAACUAUCUUUAUCACGGAAUGCUUUGUGCACAAAGUGCAAGGGGAAAGGAUCCAAGAGUGGGGCAUCAGGAACUUGCCACGGUUGUCGUGGUGCAGGAAUGAGGACAAUAACAAGACAGAUAGGCCUUGGCAUGAUCCAACAGAUGAAUACUGUUUGCCCUGAAUGCAAAGGAACAGGUGAGAUGAUAAGUGAAAAGGAUAAAUGCGCAAGCUGUAAAGGAAGCAAAGUAUUCCAGGAGAAAAAGGUCUUGGAGGUUCAUGUGGAGAAAGGAAUGCAACAUGGCCAAAAGAUCGUAUUCCAGGGUCAAGCUGAUGAAGCUCCUGAUACUGUGACAGGAGACAUUGUUUUUGUCUUGAACCUUAAAGAUCAUCCAAAAUUUAAGAGGAAGUAUGAUGACCUAUAUGUUGAGCACGCAAUCUCUCUCACUGAGGCUCUGUGCAGCUUCCAGUUUGUUCUGACUCAUCUUGAUGGCCGACAGCUUCUAAUCAAAUCUAAUCCUGGAGAGGUCAUAAAACCUGGCCAACACAAGGCUAUAAAUGAUGAGGGUAUGCCUCAACAUGGCCGUCCUUUCAUGAAGGGCCGUCUGUUUGUUGAAUUCAACGUUGAGUUUCCUGAGCCCGGUAUACUUACGCCUGACCAAUGUGGAUCACUUAAGAAGAUUCUGCCACCAAAGCCUGGGAGCCAACUAUCGGACAUGGAGCUGGAUCAGUGUGAGGAGACCACCCUGCAUGAUGUCAACAUAGAAGAGGAGAUGAGGCGCAGGCAACAGCAGAGGCGGCAGGAAGCAUAUGACGAAGAUGAGGAGGAUGCCGCUGGACCACGGGUACAGUGUGCCCAGCAGUAAGAACAGGGGUCAUUCACGGUGUACCAGACACCGUUUUCCAAAAGUCCUGUGUACCUUGGGCGUGGGCUAGUUAUCGGCCGAUUUCUGGUGGCCUCAUUUAUUUGUCAUUUUUUCUUUUGAAUUUUUAACCAUUUUCAAAUUUCAAGAAUGUAGCUAGCAACUAUUGUCCAAAAUAGAAUUGGGGGGCUUGGGGGAAGAAAAGGAAAAAGAGUGCUGGAAAUGGCGUGAGUCUUGCUGGGAAGAUUGUUCCAUGGAGUCGUCUGAGUUGCUUUCGUGCUACCUCUCUGUUUGAUGAUAAUCUGUCACCCAGCAUUAGAGUUGACCUGUUAUGAUGUUA
Messenger RNA from Phragmites australis (common reed), 1766 nucleotides. RefSeq names its product chaperone protein dnaJ A6-like. Gene Ontology annotation, cellular component: cytoplasm; cytosol. The coding region runs from base 164 to 1429 and encodes 421 amino acids. The transcript is spliced from 8 exons. NCBI's taxonomy places the organism in Eukaryota, Viridiplantae, Streptophyta, Magnoliopsida, Poales, Poaceae. Gene Ontology annotation, molecular function: Hsp70 protein binding; ATP binding. The record is from RefSeq and is a predicted model, not a curated record. Gene Ontology annotation, biological process: response to heat; protein refolding.